AUGCCUUUCUCCAAGCUUGUCAAGAGCAACGCCUACUUCUCGAGGUACCAGGUCAAGUACAGGCGUCGCCGUGAGGGAAAGACCGACUACUAUGCCCGUAAGAGGUUGAUUACCCAGGCCAAGAACAAGUACAAUGCGCCCAAGUACCGUCUAGUCGUCCGCUUCACCAACAAGGACAUCAUCGCUCAGAUCGUCACCUCUGAGAUCGGCGGUGACAAGGUCUUCAUGGCUGCGUACGCCCACGAGCUCAAGCCCUACGGCAUCACCCACGGUCUGACCAACUGGUCUGCCGCUUACGCUACUGGUCUUCUGCUCGCCCGCCGUGUCCUCAAGAAGCUUGAGCUCGACGAGCACUUCACCGGUGUCGAGGAGGCCGAUGGUGAGUACAACAUCACCGAGGCCGUCGAGAUCGACGGUGAGGAGCGCCGCCCCUUCAAGGUCUUCCUUGAUGUCGGUCUUACCCGCACCUCCACCGGUGCCCGUGUCUUCGGUGCCAUGAAGGGUGCCUCCGACGGUGGUCUCUUCGUCCCCCACUCCGAGAACCGAUUCCCCGGUUACGAUAUGGAGGGCAAGGAGCUCGAUGCCGAGACCCUCCGCAAGUACAUCUUCGCCGGUCACGUCGCUGAGUACAUGGAGACCCUCGCCGAUGACGACGAGGAGCGCUACAAGUCCCAGUUCUCCGGCUACAUCGACGAUGACAUUGAGGCCGAUGGUCUUGAGGAGCUCUACGAGGAGGCCCACAAGCAGAUUCGUGAGGAUCCCUGGAAGAAGGAUGAGGAGGCUGGCGAGAAGAAGUCCAAGGACCACUGGAAGGCCGAGUCCAAGAAAUACCGCUUCAACAAGCUGUCCAAGGCCGAGAAGGAGGAGAAGGUCAAGGCUAAGAUCGCUGAGCUCAAGGCAUAAGCAUCUUCACAUCACUUCGCAUUUCAUGAACAAAAGCACGGCUUCCGGCGUCUGGAUAUGAAUGGGGAAUGAUACCUGUACUGGCAGGGCACUGUACUUAGCCUUUCACGACUCGAAUGAGAUGAUGAGACGGCAGGUGCAGUUGGCACCAUGCCCAACACAUUACGAUACCCUGAAUGAUCAAUUUUGUG
This is a messenger RNA of Macroventuria anomochaeta, 1094 nucleotides long. RefSeq names its product 60S ribosomal protein L5-B. The transcript is spliced from 3 exons. Gene Ontology annotation, biological process: translation; ribosomal large subunit assembly. Gene Ontology annotation, cellular component: cytosolic large ribosomal subunit; ribosome. Gene Ontology annotation, molecular function: 5S rRNA binding; structural constituent of ribosome. The record is from RefSeq and is a predicted model, not a curated record. The coding region runs from base 1 to 903 and encodes 300 amino acids. NCBI's taxonomy places the organism in Eukaryota, Fungi, Ascomycota, Dothideomycetes, Pleosporales, Didymellaceae.